Molecule: messenger RNA, 1800 nt
Organism: Miscanthus lutarioriparius
Lineage: Eukaryota; Viridiplantae; Streptophyta; Magnoliopsida; Poales; Poaceae
Source: the annotation of a GenBank genome assembly
AUGGCCGAUAGCGGCGGACUCAGCGCCAACAACGCCGCCGCCGCCAACGAAGACGACGACGCCAACACUGCGCCUUUCCCGGACACGGUCCAGGUCGGAGGAUCUCCCGAGUACAAGGUCGAGAGGAAGCUGGGCAAAGGUGGCUUCGGCCAUGUCUUUCUUGGCCGGCGUCUGACUGCUGCCCAUGCUGGACGCUCUGCGGCGUCUGCUGCCCAAGAGGUUGCCAUCAAAUUUGAGCACACUACCAGCAAGGGCUGUACCUACGGCCCUCCGGCAGAAUGGCAAGUCUACACCGCUCUAGGAGGCACGCACGGUGUGCCCAAGGUGCAUUAUAAAGGUCGCCAGGGUGACUACUAUGUCAUGAUUAUGGAUAUGCUGGGGCCUAGCUUGUGGGAUUCAUGGAAUUCAUUAGGCCAAUCCAUGUCAUCGGAAAUGGUGGCUUGUAUUGCCAUGGAGUCCAUUUCCAUCUUGGAAAGCAUGCAUUCUAAAGGAUAUGUGCAUGGAGACGUCAAACCUGAGAACUUUCUUCUGGGGCAGCCUUCAACGCCUCAAGAAAAGAAACUUUAUCUUGUGGAUCUUGGAUUAGCAACAAAGUGGAGAGAUACUGCUAGUGGACAGCAUGUUGGUUAUGAUCAACGUCCUGAUGCCUUUAGAGGAACAGUCAGAUAUGCUAGUGUCCAUGCACAUUUAGGAAGAACCGCUAGCAGGAGAGAUGAUUUGGAGUCACUUGCCUAUACACUAGUAUUCCUUCACCGGGGCAGGUUGCCAUGGCAGGGAUACCAGGGUGAUAAUAAAUCAUUUUUGGUGUGCAAGAGAAAGAUGAGUACCUCACCUGAGACCCUUUGUGGCAUAUGUCCUCAACCUUUCAAGCAGUUUCUUGAGAUCGUUGUCAACAUGAAGUUUGAUGAAGAGCCAAACUAUUCCAAGUUGAUCUCAUUGUUUGACAGUUUAAUUGGACCAAUCCCUUCCAUUAGACCAAUCAAUACUGAUGGAGCUCAAAAGGUAGGGCAGAAGCGUGCCAGGUUGCUUAAUGAUGACGACGACCAUGUAAAAAAGAAGAUUCGGCUGGGUGCCCCUGCAACCCAGUGGAUUUCAGUAUACAAUUCCAGGCAACCUAUGAAGCAGAGGUACCACUAUAAUGUGGCUGACGCAAGGUUAGCACAACAUGUGGAGAAAGGAAAUGAGGAUGGUUUGUUGAUAAGUUCAAUAUCAUCAUGCUCAAAUCUUUGGGCAAUCAUUAUGGAUGCAGGAACUGGCUUCUUAGCUCAAGUCUACGAGCUAUCUUCACACUUUCUUCAUAAGGAAUGGAUUAUGGAGCAAUGGGAUAAAAGUUACUACAUCAGUUCUGUUGCUGGCUCCAACAAUGGAAGUUCUAUUGUAGUGAUGUCAAAAGGCACACCAUAUACACAGCAAUCUUACAAAGUCAGUGAUUCCUUUCCAUUUAAGUGGAUAAACAAGAAGUGGAAGGAAGGUUUUCAUGUGACUUCAAUGGCAACAUCAGGCAAUCGAUGGGCUAUAGUCAUGUCCCGCAGUGCUGGUUUUUCUGAGCAGGUCGUGGAGUUGGACUUCUUGUACCCAAGUGAGGGCAUCCAUAGACGCUGGGACAAUGGCUUUCGUAUCACUGCAAUGGCUGCCACAAUGGAUCAGUCUGCGCUGAUCCUAAGCAAGCCAAGGCGUCGCCCGAGAGACGAGACACAAGAGACUCUGCGGACUACACAGUUUCCCAGUCAACAUGUCAAGGAUAAGUGGGCCAAAAAUCUCUAUCUUGCUGGGAUAUGCUAUGGGCGAACCGUGGCCUAA